Molecule: messenger RNA, 1746 nt
Organism: Aspergillus neoniger CBS 115656
Lineage: Eukaryota; Fungi; Ascomycota; Eurotiomycetes; Eurotiales; Aspergillaceae
Product: aquaporin-like protein
Exons: 6
Coding region: 1-1746 (581 amino acids)
Biological process (GO): transmembrane transport
Cellular component (GO): plasma membrane
Molecular function (GO): water channel activity
Source: RefSeq, a predicted model, not a curated record
AUGCGUUUCACUCAGUUCUUCAACUACCUUGCUGUCGGCUCCCUUGCCGGCAUCGCCGCCGCCGCUCCGUUGGGAACUCGGACCCUGGAGGUCGAGGAGGGAGAGCAGUUGGCCUCCCGUUCCACCAACGCAGUGGUGACCGUCAGCGCAUUGGCUGUCACUAGCGUCAAUGACAGUGUUGGCAAGAGCUCCGGCUCGAACUCUUACACCAAGUACACCGGCGAUGGUUCGACGGCUGAUGGAUGGCCCGCCAAGUCCGACUGGCUUUCCUUCGAUGCGAUGUGGGAGGCCAACAAGGAUGCUGUCAUCGCCAAGUCCUGCAGCAACAAUGGCUGGGGCCAGGACAACUCAGCAACCGAGACCGCAAACAUUAAGAGUGCCAUUGAGAAGGUCGCUGAGGAGUCCAAGGUCGACCAUCGCUUCAUUCUGGCCGUGGUUCUGCAGGAAUCCAAGGGCUGUGUGCGGGUCCCGACUACCGCCAACAGUGUAAGCAACCCUGGCCUCAUGCAGAGUUACCAGGGUACCGGUACUUGCUAUGGAAAGAGCACCUGCUCCGACUCGGAGAUCGUCCAGAUGAUCCGCGAUGGAGCUAUUGGAACUUCCUCCAGUGGCGGUUAUGGCCUCGCUUCUUACCUGGACUUGGCCGAUCGGACUGGUGUUGCGGCCUACUACCGUGCCGCCAGACUUUACAACUCCGGUGUAAACUCCCUUAAGUCGACCACCAACCUUGAUCUUGCCUCUGGUGCCACUUCUUGCUACGCCUCUGAUAUCGCCAACCGUCUCACUGGCUGGACGACGGCGACCUCUAAGUGCUCUAGCUGCGAUCCACUUUCCUCGGGUCGGCAGUCGCCGGCCGCCGAGCAAACCACAACAACUUCAUACUUCAGUUACUGUCGAACUUGGCACUUUUACCAUGUGCAUGGUUGCGUUUUCUGCUCUUUCGACAUUAUGAUACCUGGGAUGGAGAAGAGUGGCUGUCGCGAGAAGCCAGCGCACGGCAUCGCACCUGUGGCCCGCUUCCCUCAGAGCCGUGGCGAUGGCUAUCGAAGUACUACCCAGCCAGGUACAGACCUGUCAGACUGGAAGUGCUUGGCGGACGUCACUAUGUGGAAGUGCACCUUACUAGAAUGUGUUGCCAGCAUGAUGUACACGUUCAUGUUGACAUGGGUGACGAUUGCACCAGCAUCCAAAGAUCGAGACGAUACCGGUAAUCUCUCCUACCUCAGCUCGGACAACUACGAUUGGGUCCGCUUGUUACCUGCGAGUAUCGUCAAUGUGUGCCUCCUCCCUUUGAUCAUCUUUACUUUUGCGCGCUCGACUGGCGGCUAUAUCAAUCCGACUGUUACAUUGGCUGCGUACUUUCUUCGCCGAGUGUCCUUAUCGCGGGCUGCUAUGUACAUUGCUGGACAAGUUGUUGGAAGUGCCUUGGCAGUGUGGGCUGUGCAAGAAGCAUAUGGUAGCACAGAGUUUGAUAUGGGGUGUAUCAUCAGUCCUGGAGGGAUUUCGAUACGCGAUGCAUGUGUUGCUGAGAUGAUCGGUGGUUUUGCCAUAGUAGUGGCAGUCAUGUACAUUGCUGCUGGUCGCAAAACCAGAGGGUUAUUUGGAGAUGCGAUGUCGCCUUGGAUGGUGGGCAUUGCCAUUGAGGCUGGGUUCUGGUUACCCAGAUUCAUAUGGCAGGAGUAUCCCCGUGCAAGUAUACCAUUGUGGCCUGCGUUGUGGGAGGCUAUGAUCAAUGGCAGCUGUUAA